ACCAACCGGAACAGACAUACAUAGUGGUGGUUUCUACCCCCUCUCUCUCUCUCUCCCCCAAUCAUCAUUCACCUUUUUCAGCACUUUUUUUUUUCUUCACACACUUUUAUUACAAAGAUACUACAGUUUAGGGUUUUGUUGUGACUAUAAAAAUAUUGGUAGGAAAAAAGAAAGAUGUAUGAUUUCUUUCUUAUCUCUACUAGCGGUUCUCACUAGCUACAAUCAUCUUCCACAAAAUAUAUAAGAGUGAUAUAUAAUAGUAAUAAUAAUAGUAGUUGAAGUGUUGUUUAAUAAAUGACAGAGAAGGAUCUGGAGGAUUACUAUAGUCACUUUACGACUUCUUACAAAUCUCUUCAGAUCAAUAGCAACUUCUUUAGGUACAACUCGUCUUUCAACUGGAUUUGGAUUUUCCGUAGACAGCGUUAGAUUGUUUCUCCAGUAUUCAUGUUGCCAGAGGGGUAGUUAAGCUAUGGGUUGUGUUAAGGCUGCUAAGCUUUUCAAAGGUUCAUUAUGUAUUAAUAUCUUUCUGUUAACUAUCUUGAAAUCCAGUUUUCUAAAUGUAAUUGCUGAAGAGCUCCCUCCUGCAUCUCAGCUAGUUAGUCUUCCUAGUUCGGGAAUAUUUGAGCCUAUAGAAAUAUCACCUUCAGUUUUACCACACUACCCCUUCCUGGGGAAGACUUUGCCACCAAUGUAUCCUUUCUUCCCAAAAACAUACAAACCAGUCUUAACUGGUAGAUGCCCGUUUAAUUUCUCAUCCAUUUCAAGUAUCAUGGAAAAAACAGCAUCCGACUGUUCUGCACUUUUAGCACCACUUGUAGCAAAUGUUAUAUGUUGCCCACAGUUUGGCAGUUCACUUCACAUAUUUCAGGGGCAUUAUAGUAAAAAUUCUGAUAGUUUAGUUCUACAAAAUACAACUGCUGAUGAUUGUUUCUCAGAUAUUGUGGAAGUUCUGGCCAGCAGAGGUGCAAACAGCUCAGUACCAGCUAUUUGUUCUUUCAAAUCAUCUAAUUUAACUGGUGGUUCGUGUCCUGUAAAGGAUAUAAAUACGUUUGAGAAAACAGUAAAUACAAGCAAAUUAUUGGAUGCUUGUAGUGUAAUUGAUCCUCUUAAGGAGUGCUGCAGAUCAGUUUGUCAACCAGCAAUUAUGGAAGCUGCUUUUCAGAUAUCUUCAUCACAAUCGACUGCUAAUUUGAACACGGACACGGGCUUAUCUACCCAUAUUGAUGUGCUUAACGAUUGCAAAAGUGUUGUGUAUUCAUGGCUUUCAAGGAAACUUCCAUCAGAUGCUGCAGAUUCUUCAUUUAGAAUAUUAUCUGCUUGUAAAGUCAACAAAGUUUGCCCUUUGGAUUUCAAGCAGCCAAUUGAGGUGAUAAAAGCUUGUAAAAAUGUGGCAGCUCCAAGUCCUUCAUGCUGUAGUUCAUUGAACACAUACAUUGCAGGAGUACAAAGGCAAAUGUUAAUUACAAACAGACAAGCGAUAAUCUGUGCAUCAUUUUUGGGGUCCAUGCUAAGAAAAGGCGGAGUACUAACAGACAUAUAUGAGCUUUGUGAUGUCGACUUGAAAGAUUUUAGCCUCCAAGUAGCUUAUGGAGAAGAAGGGUGUCUACUUAGAAGCUUGCCUGCAGAUGUGGUGUAUGACAAUUCAAGUGGGUUCAGCUUUACAUGCGACUUGAGUGACAAUAUUGCUGCUCCUUGGCCUUCAUCAUCAUCCAUGGCAUCAUUCUCCCUAUGUGCUCCUGAGAUGUCAUUGCCUGCCCUACCAACAUCAGAGACAGUAUAUCCUGGGUGCGACGGGCUUCUUUUGAAUCUCCUCAUAAUCGUCUUUGCGCUUUUUAUAGUUCAUUUGAAUGGUUAGUUGGGGAGGUAAGAAGAGAGUUUAAAUUAGAGACCGAUUGGAAAGUGAGUAGGUGUAUAUUUUGAGACAUGAUUUUCAAUGUAUAGUGUGUCCAUUUAUUAUUGGUUUUUGUUUUUGUUCCUGUUAUGGGGAAUGCUACACUAAAUAGUUGUAUGUCUGUUUAUAAAUGUGUAGUGUAUAUAUAUGAUAGAUCACCCUUUCAGUCAA
Erigeron canadensis is the source of this 2062-nucleotide messenger RNA. RefSeq lists its product as uncharacterized. The record is from RefSeq and is a predicted model, not a curated record. Gene Ontology annotation, cellular component: plasma membrane. Bases 470 to 1855 code for a protein of 461 amino acids. Lineage: Eukaryota; Viridiplantae; Streptophyta; Magnoliopsida; Asterales; Asteraceae. The transcript is spliced from 8 exons.